GGAAGCGGAAGCGGCGGCGGCUGCGGCGGCGGCGGCGGUGUCCUUCUGGGCCGUGACGCCGGGCGGCAGCAUGGCGGACGCGGGCUCGCAGGUGCUGCUGGGCUCGGGGCUGACCGUGCUCUCGCAGCCCCUCAUGUACGUGAAGGUGCUGGUGCAGGUGGGGUACGAGCCGCUGCCGCCCACCCUGGGGAGGAACAUCUUCGGACGCCAGGUCUACCAGCUGCCCGGCCUCUUUGCUUAUGCCAAGCACAUCGUGAAGGUCGACGGAAGAGCCGGACUCUUCAAGGGCCUCGCCCCCCGCCUCUGCUCCAGCGCCAUCGGCACCGUGGUGCACAGCAAAGUGCUGCAGGUACCGGGGGGGGUGGCUGGGGGGUGUUUUGGGUCCCUCUGGCAGCUCCUCUCCGUGCCCACAUCCCAUGGGAAUCCCUUACCCGAGCGUCCCGGGGCUGGGUGUUCCCCCUUUUCCCUGGCCGUUGGGGGAACAGCCGCUCCCUCUCCUUCCCAACCUCCCUCUCCUUCCCAACCAGCUCUUCUCCAUGUGGCUGGAUCCGGUGUUUCCCCCCCCAGGGGCUCACCUUCCCACUGCCUCUUCUCUUUCAGCGGCCUCAUCCCCCGGCUCCUCGGGGACAUCCUUUCUCUCUGGCUCUGCAACAUGCUGGCCUACCUCAUCAACACGUACGCGCUGGAGAACGGGGUCUCGACCAUGACUGAGAUGAAGAGCUACUCGCAGGCAGUCACUGGAGUGAGUGCCCCCCACGGCGGGGUGGGGGUGGGACGUGUGUCUCCCUGCGGGGGGGAGGGGGAAGAAGAUUGA
Calidris pugnax (ruff) is the source of this 814-nucleotide messenger RNA. It is a transcript of the gene MTCH2, whose product is annotated as mitochondrial carrier 2. Lineage: Eukaryota; Metazoa; Chordata; Aves; Charadriiformes; Scolopacidae. Gene Ontology annotation, cellular component: mitochondrion; membrane. Bases 71 to 814 code for a protein of 247 amino acids. Gene Ontology annotation, biological process: positive regulation of apoptotic process. The transcript is spliced from 5 exons. The record is from RefSeq and is a predicted model, not a curated record.